UGUAGCAACAUCGCUUGCAUCAGGCAGUCGAUACAGCGCGCGGGAAGGAACGCGCGGCCGUCAGAAUCGCUCAGUAAAUAUAUUUUACGUAUAAAAAAGACAUUUGUGUUCAGUGAAAAAUGCCUAAUAUUAUAAACGAAGUUAAAUUAGACUUCAAAGAUGUGUUAUUGCGACCAAAACGCAGUACUCUGCGCAGCAGAAAUGACGUGGAUUUGUACAGAGAGAUCACAUUCCGCAAUUCGGGACAGACCUACAAGGGUGUCCCAGUCAUGGCAAGCAACAUGGACACCGUAGGCACCUUUGAAAUGGCUAGAGAACUAUCCAAGCACGGUCUGUUCACGUGUAUUCACAAAUACUACACCAUUGAUGAGUGGAAGAAAUUCGCAACAGAACAUCCACAAUGCUUAGAACAAAUGGCUGCCAGCUCAGGCACAGCAGAAGCCGACUUCGAGCGUCUCACAGAGAUCUUGAACACGGUGAAAGAUCUGAAGUUCAUAUGUCUGGACGUAGCCAAUGGGUACUCGCAGCAUUUUGUCGAGUACGUCCGCAAAGUUAGGGCUGCCUUCCCUACUCAUACUAUUAUUGCUGGCAAUGUAGUGACCGGUGAGAUGGUGGAAGAACUCAUUCUAUCUGGUGCUGAUAUUAUCAAGGUGGGCAUCGGCCCCGGUUCAGUGUGUACGACUCGCAUUAAGACAGGUGUGGGUUACCCGCAGCUGUCGGCUGUCAUCGAAUGCGCAGACGCAGCGCACGGCCUUAAGGGACAUAUUAUAUCGGACGGCGGUUGCACCUGUCCUGGUGACGUGGCCAAGGCAUUCGGUGCUGGUGCAGACUUUGUAAUGGCGGGUGGUAUGUUCGCCGGACACGACCAGUGCGGCGGCGACGUGGUCACCCAUCCUGAUGGCAGGAAGGUUAAGCUGUUCUACGGCAUGUCCUCGUCUACCGCCAUGCAGAAGCAUUCGGGGGGCAUUGCGGAGUAUCGGUCUUCGGAAGGUAAAACAGUAGAGGUAGAAUACAGAGGCGACGUAGGUGCAACAGUGAAAGAUAUCCUAGGCGGCCUCCGAUCCGCCUGCACAUACGUAGGUGCCGCGCAUCUACGGGAACUGCCGCGAAGAGCCACCUUCAUCAGGUGCUGCAGGCAGGUCAAUGACACCUUCUCCUAAGUAUACGUAUAGGAUUGUACAUCAUCAGGAUAGUAUAUCACACUGGGAUAGCUAGUUCUGUCACGAUGGGAUAGUUGGUUAUAUCCCAGCGGGAUAGGUCGUUCUGUCACAGUGGGAUAGUUGGUUCUAACCCAGUGGGAUAGAUAGUUUUAUCCCAGUGUGAUAGUAACCUCUUGUAUAGGAUAGUUGGAAUUUCUGUGGGAUAGUAAGAUCUUUCUGCGAAAUGAGAUCUGACUAUGAUAGUUUUGAUGGUAUAGAUUUUGUAUGUGGAGUACAUGUGAUAGUGAUGUUGCGAAAUAACUAAGUUCUUGAUAUCACAAUUUUGAUGAUAGAAGGACAAUGUAUUCCAUGUUCAAUUGUUCUUAAAAUGUCUUUAUCCGCUUCAAAGACUUUAAAACCAUUCGUUUACUGUUUGUAGAGAUUUGUAUUUUAAACAGAGGAACUUAGUUACGUCACAACGCCACUGCGUCAUGAUUUUAUUACUUAAUAUUGAUGUUGAGACUUAAGAGAAAGUCGCUAUGAAAAAUCACGUCUUACUUAAUUUAGAAAAUUAUUGUCACUCAAACAUUGCACUACCAAAGAACAUUGACAAAUUAAUUAACUUUAAACUAGCUUAAGGCUUAUUUUCAUCUCGAGGCCUUGUCUUUUUAAUAUUGCUUUACUCGAAACACAAGCGUAGCCUUCAAUUGAUCAAUGUACUUUGGUCUGGUCAUAUACUUCAACAAAAAGCAGUUUUUCUCUACUUAAGAAUAUACUUAAGAAAUUAAAUAAUCACUUUGUUAAACUAGAAAUUUAAUCGAACAAGAAACUCAUGAACUAAAUGCGGAAAGGAUACUUUUCGUGCCUCAAAAAUGAGCUUAAAUAAAAUGUUCUCGUCUUUCUGCAAACUAUAUUUCCUUGUGGUUUAAAUUGGCCUCGUGAUCAGCAAGGCUGAUAUGAGAUAUUUAAACACUGUUUUUUAGAGUCAUUAUACACAUAGUUUCAUCUGAAUACUUGUUGCUCUCACCGAGGCAUACUUUGGCUUGAGGCAGUACUUUAUCUCGAGGCAGAACUUUACAUCGAGGCAGAACUUUGUCGAGGCGAGCACUUAAUGCUUAAGUCAGUUCAUACAUAAUUCUAAACUUAACAAUACAUAGCUUAAAUACACAAUCAAUUUUCUGGUGCUCUAAUAUUAAUCUCUUAGAUAGGAGACACGAUCAAAACGAAAUAAUCAGCUUUUGAAUAGAUGUAAUAGUUCAAUUUUAGAUAAAUUAUAUACUUACGCGAAUUUGUGAUUGUUGAAGAAUAUUACAGGAAUAAAUGUAUGGAAGGACGCAUUUUUUUGUUUAUUUACGUUAGUACGGUGCUAUUACUCAGGACUCAAACACUUAAGUUUUUCAUAAGUUUAUAAUCAUGAGCUUUUUGCAGCUUAGCAUCGUAAAUAUAAAAUAUUAAUUAAGUAAAUAUUUGAAUUAGUUUUUUCGAAUUUAACUUAUUUUCCUGUAUCACCUAAUGUUUUAUAUGUAGAAUGUAUUACUAAACUAUUUAUAAAGCUACAUGACGCACAUUUUUUAGCACAUCACACACCAUAACGGUAUAACAAUUCAUUUCUUGAAUUAAUGUGUAAAAUGAUAGUUACUACUGUAAUAUUGAUGUAAAUUAAUUAUUACAUAUUACUUAAAAAAAUAACUGUAAUAAAGGAAUGUAAAGAAUCUAUCAAGUUCACACCUCAACCAGAUACUUUAUAUUAUUACCUAUCUUGCCCCUAGGCCGCGGGCAAAGUCAACUAAAUCCUUAAUCGAAUGCAUCUUAUGUCUAUCACUUAUAUUAUAAGACAUUUCACCUGAUUCGAAAACAAACGACUUUAUAUCGAGGCACAAAGUGUACUUUCAGUCGAGGCAAUAAAAAUGUACUGACUGAAACCGAAAUCUUUUACCAAAGACAAUAAUAAAAAAAAAGUCUGUUAAAAUCCAUUUGUGAAAUGUAAUGCAAAAUAUCAACAUUUUAGUCCCAUUUUAAAUUAAUAUAUCUGAAAUAUUAGAAUUUUUUGUUUCAAUUUUCUUAUGCCUCAAUUGUUGACCUUAUCGUGGCUUUCAAAAAAUGAAAUUUUAAAAUAUAAAAUGUUAAAUCGAAUUUUAAAUAAUAAAAUAAUAAUGACUUUUAAACGUAUGAUGCUUUAAAUGUAAAAAUGUUUCUAUCUCGAGCACAUUUUAUGGUCUUGCACAAUUUAAUUCUGUAUUGCUUUAAGUUUAAGCCAUUUAGCAUUUUUGACUGCCUAAGCUGCUAAUAAUUGAAAUUGUCCUAUUUGUCCCUGUAAUUUAUAUAUUGUAUAACUUUUAUUGAAAAUUAAUUUGAGCAUUAUAUUUACCUAGGCAGUGAAGAAGUGGCAAGCCCUAAAUUAAAUAAAUUGUUCACAGAUAGCUGUGACAUUAUUUUCAAAGUUGCUAAUGGUCGGCUUUUUAAGCACCCUUAUUGGUAUUUUGUAUAUCUAUUCAUAUUUAAAGGAGUAUGGAUAAAAAUCCUUGAUAAUGGUCCACUACAUACUCGAUAACGGUGACCAGAAACCGACUAAUAGGACCUUCAAUUUAUUUCAGAAUCUGUUAACUAUUAAAUUAUACUGUUUGCACAAAAUACUGGUCUUUAUUCACCAUCUUGUUUUCUGGUAAUUUGAAAUUCAAAUUCUGGAACCAUAGUAAAUUUUCUAAAAGUAAUCGGACCUCUUUUGUGAAAAGCACAAAGCAAUGGCGACGAAUAAAAUGUUUUGAAGAGUGUUAUUUUUAUUUGUUAUUAUGUGUUAAAAGACGAAGAACCGUUGUUUCUAACGUUCUUAAAAUAUAGUUAAUGUACAUA
Helicoverpa armigera (cotton bollworm) is the source of this 3989-nucleotide messenger RNA. RefSeq names its product GMP reductase 1. Gene Ontology annotation, cellular component: GMP reductase complex. The transcript has 8 exons. The record is from RefSeq and is a predicted model, not a curated record. Gene Ontology annotation, molecular function: GMP reductase activity. Bases 120 to 1160 code for a protein of 346 amino acids. NCBI's taxonomy places the organism in Eukaryota, Metazoa, Arthropoda, Insecta, Lepidoptera, Noctuidae. Gene Ontology annotation, biological process: nucleotide metabolic process.